Messenger RNA from Giardia duodenalis, 1719 nucleotides. RefSeq names its product Tenascin-like protein. The record is from RefSeq and is a predicted model, not a curated record. The transcript has a single exon. Bases 1 to 1719 code for a protein of 572 amino acids. NCBI's taxonomy places the organism in Eukaryota, Fornicata, Diplomonadida, Hexamitidae.
AUGAUAGCCGCGGCCUUUCUCUGCUUUUCCUUAGCUAUAGUCUGCCCUGAUGGCGAGGUGGAUGUAAACGGAACCUGUUAUCCGGAGACUUGCGUCUUUGAGGACGCCGUCUGCAACGGUCAUGGCUCGUGUAGAGAGGGCACGUGCAACUGCGAGGAUGACUAUUUGCUGACGGAGCUUGGGUGCUACCCUAGUGGUUGCUCAGAUAGACGCACACAAUAUGUCUGUGGGCGUCACGGAUCCUGCACCCUGAAGGGAGAGCUCUACUCCUGUGACUGCAUGGACGGCUACAUUAAUCUUGGAAGCGAUUGCAUACACCCCUUCUGCAUGGUUGACUACAGCGUCUGCAGCUACUACGGCGACUGCGUCUAUGAUGAGAACGACCAGCCUCACUGCCGAUGCGACAAGGUGGCAACCGGAGAGCACUGCGAGAAAUGCUCCGACAUUGCAACCGAGUAUGAAGGCCGCUGCGUCCCCAACGAGUGUCUGUCGGAGCGCUCCGACGGCAAACUUGUCGAGUGCGGUGGCUUCGGGCUCUGCUAUGGGCUUCCGCCACUCGGUGAUGAGAGCGCGUGCCUUUGUGACUUUGGGACAGUCAACGUCGACCUUCUCUGUAUACCCGCUACGUGCAUGUCUGCCGAGAAUCCGAACGUCUUUUGUUCUAGCCACGGAUACUGUGACGAAACGCGCAAGUGCAUCUGUGAUGACGGCUAUGACGGAGACGUUUGUCAGUACAAGGUCUUCGAGUGCGAGGAUGGCUACGUCUAUUCUGAGGGCCAGUGUGUCAAGGACACGUGCGUUGCACAGGAUGGACACGUUUGCGCCAAGCACGGCUCGUGCAAGACUGAGUCCUGCGUCUGCGAUCCUGGUUAUGUGCUUAUUGGCACCGCUGAGUGCACGCCCGCGGUUUGUCUUGUUGGCGGAGAAGUUUGCCCUCAUGGAGAGUGCACGGUCUUCAUGAACCAAUCGUACUGCAAGUGUGAUGCAGAGUACACCGCCUUCGAGAAUAAGUGCAUUCCCAACUCCUGCAUCAGCGCGACGUUUGACUACGGCUACCCUGAGCUCUGCUCCAACAAGGGCACUUGCGACAUGGACAAGAGGCGCUGCGUCUGCAAUCCACUCUACGGCGGAACGUAUUGCCAGAAGUGCAGCGAGGACGCCUUGGCCAUGGAGGACGGCAGCUGCGUCUCUCUCAACUGCAUCUCCACGGGGCCUGAUGGAAAGUCUGUUGUCUGCAGCGACCAUGGGACGUGCACGGCCUACAGGGAGUCCAGCGACCCUGCAGACGUGACUUACAUCUGCCAGUGCAAGUUCGGGUAUACCCAGUUGGACUCUUCCACCUGCGUGAGCGAUACUUGCAUAAGCGACGACGUCGCCUUCAAGGAGUGCAAUGGGAACGGAGUGUGCCAGGACGGCGAGUGCAAGUGCAACAAGGGUUUCCACGGCGAUUUUUGUGGAGAUUACGACUGCCCGAGCGGAGAGACCUACGUUCUAAGCUGGGGCUGCAUGCCUGAUGAGUGCGUCACCGAAUACGAGGACGGGAAGCGGCGCGUUUGCAGCGGCUACGGAAGAUGCGUCAAGAAGGGCAACGCACACGUCUGUGAGUGCCGCAGGGACGGAACCCUGAUCGGGAACGACUGCGUCUCUCCGGAGUGCCUGACAGAUGAUGGGAAGGUCUGCUACGGAACUGGCGCCUGUCGCGAUGGUAGAUGUGUGUGA